This is a messenger RNA of Penicillium robsamsonii, 570 nucleotides long. Its product is annotated as Transcription factor. Bases 1 to 570 code for a protein of 189 amino acids. The transcript is spliced from 2 exons. The record is from RefSeq and is a predicted model, not a curated record. NCBI's taxonomy places the organism in Eukaryota, Fungi, Ascomycota, Eurotiomycetes, Eurotiales, Aspergillaceae.
AUGCAGCCACCCCAACUGCCCUGCAACUGUCUCGCCCGGACAACAGAAACCCUGGGCUGCUUUCCAGACCUCUCGACCAGAUCUCCAACAGAAACCUACCGCAUCCCUCUAGAUGAGGUCCUCUCCCUCGGAACAGCUUUGGUCGAGCACUGGGAACUAUUGCAUGGCUGCACUGUAACCGAUACACAUCUGGAUACAAGCAUGCUGCGGGCAAUGAUGGAGGCUGCGGUAAAGACGCUCACGCUGUACGAGGCGGCGGUUGAGUCCAUACUGGGAGGCUGGGGCAAGGAGUCGGAUGGCGGGGGAAUCGAUCACUCCCCACCGAGCAACGGGGAUACUGUCGAAACAAAGCCUACAGUAGUUGUAACUGAGGUACCGGUAUAUUUUGGGGCCAUGGAGCUAGAUCGCCAGGAAAAGACGAUUGCGGCGCGUGAGACUUUGCGUCAUGCUGCUAUGCGGUUGGGGAAGAUGCUGCAGGAUAUCGAGGAUAUGGGGGCUAAUCCGGGAAAUGAACAGGCGAGACAGCUUAAAUCUCGGUUGUUUCGAAUCCUGGGAAGACUCAACAGUUAG